AGCGCGUGGCAGAAAAUGUCAAUACUGUAAUUUAUAAAGCAAUGUUUACCCUCGGCGCGUGGGGAAAAUGUCUUUGCACUUUUUAACUUAUUAUCUACAUUUAAGUGCAAAGUGCAUUCUUAAAUAUCACGAGUUUUCAAGAAACGCCAAAUUCAGAUAAGAGUCAGAGCACAGCGUUUAAAAGGCACUGACAGCAGGAGGCACGACACCAGUUGGUCCCAUUUUGCCAAUAAAGCGUUAACAUCAGCCGUCUUCUCUCCCCUCCCACAACCUAUUUAAACAAACAUCUGCCCUUAUCUCGAGUCUUUAGGAAGCCCGUUGCUCAAAGUCGCGAAUAACUGGCGCAUCAGCUGAACAGACGCGAUGGCUUUGGCAGACCCCGAGUGUGGACUAUCAAACGGCGCGGGUUCCGCCUCUCCGUUUUCUGAUAUUAUUGAACUAAAUGUGGGAGGACAGGUGUAUGUGACACGGCACACGACUUUAAUAGCCGUGCCGGAUUCUCUCCUGUGGAACAUGUUUAGUAAGAAGACGCCGACAGAGCUGGCACGGGACAGCAAAGGGCGCUUCUUUCUGGACAGGGACGGUUUUCUUUUCCGCUACAUUUUAGACUACCUGCGGGAUCUAAAUCUGGUUUUGCCUGACUAUUUUCCGGAGAAGAGCAGAUUACAGCGGGAGGCUGAGUUUUUCCAGCUGCGGGACCUGUCUAAGCUCCUGAGUCCCAAAAUGAGUAAAGACAACUCCAUCACCGACGAGAUCUGCCCGAGUGACUCGGAGGAGCCGAGCGCGCCUCCGCUGGUGGGACCCGACGCCUCGCGCACGAUGUCCGUCGCCAGCACCGCUCACUCUCCUUCCCUCGAAUCCAAAAAGUCGGGCUACAUCACAGUCGGUUACCGGGGAUCGUACACGAUCGGAAGAGACAUACAAACGGACGCCAAAUUCAGGCGGGUCGCGAGAAUCACGGUGUGCGGGAAGACCUCUCUGGCUAAGGAGGUUUUCGGAGACACUUUGAACGAGAGCAGAGACCCGGACCGCCCUCCGGAGAGGUACACAUCGCGCUAUUAUCUGAAGUACAAUUUUCUCGAGCAGGCUUUUGACAAACUGUCGGAGUUUGGCUUCCAUAUGGUCGCGUGCAGCUCCACGGGCACGUGCGCUUACUCCAGCAACGACCCAAACGAGGACAAAAUCUGGACGAGCUACACAGAGUACGUUUUCUGUCGAGAAUGAGCCAAAGGUGUCGCGUUUAAUUGUGUAUAUAUAGGCAUUCCGCUACGAGAGCAAAGUUUCAUCCGUUUAGGAGAGGUGGAGUUUCUAGUUGUGUUUAUCAAAGGUUUUGUCUGUUUACACCGAGACUCAAAUAGCCUACUACAUGUAGAAUUAACAAACGCAGACUAACUAGCUAUCAUUGCACUUCAUAGCUUCAUUUUGUUCGCAGAAAAAGUCAGAUUCAUAUUUGAGGGCCUGUUUGUAAAACGUCCUUGAUGUGUUUUGUACUUUGCAUGUAUUAUAAAUGGACACAUGAAAUAUUUUUAAAUGAUUUAAUGUACAAGUUUGAAGAAAAGUUGGUUACUGACUCAUUAGUUAACAUUCUAGAAAGAUUUGGAAAUUCGUCUUCAUUUGUGCUUUCCUUUAAGUUCAUAUUAAACUUUUCACUGUGAAUAACCCACUAAAACUGAAGUUUCAUUGCUGCCUUAAUUUCUUUAGUAAAAUUAAAGCGGUGCCAAAGUUACCUGCAGUGAUUCAUUGCACUUUUUGACCACUUUCAAUUUCAUUACAGAUUAAGAAAAUUGAGUAAAAACUCUUAAAACUCAAAAUAAAGUAAAAAAAAAAAUAAUAAUACAACUUUGUAAUAUAUUACAAAGAUAUUACAAUUUUGUGAGGCUUACCUUUUUACAGCAAACAACUGUAUUGUAUUGAUUUUUUUAGCACAUUUUUUGUUUUGUGCGAAGAAUUAAUAUUUUUUGUUUUGUCUUAGGUUUACCGUUUCGAUGUCUAUAUUACAACGAACAUCUCUCUUUUGUUCCAGCAUUGUAAGCAUCUCAUUUGUAAGCAUCUUUGCUGUUUAAAAGCUGAUCAUUCAAUAAAUUGUAAUCUGUCAUAA
Messenger RNA from Puntigrus tetrazona (Sumatra barb), 2098 nucleotides. It is a transcript of the gene kctd12.1, whose product is annotated as potassium channel tetramerisation domain containing 12.1. Lineage: Eukaryota; Metazoa; Chordata; Actinopteri; Cypriniformes; Cyprinidae. Gene Ontology annotation, biological process: protein homooligomerization; regulation of G protein-coupled receptor signaling pathway. Bases 364 to 1224 code for a protein of 286 amino acids. Gene Ontology annotation, molecular function: protein binding. The transcript has a single exon. Gene Ontology annotation, cellular component: postsynaptic membrane; presynaptic membrane. The record is from RefSeq and is a predicted model, not a curated record.